Messenger RNA from Cynara cardunculus var. scolymus (artichoke), 2740 nucleotides. Its product is annotated as zinc finger CCCH domain-containing protein 55-like. Lineage: Eukaryota; Viridiplantae; Streptophyta; Magnoliopsida; Asterales; Asteraceae. The coding region runs from base 80 to 2167 and encodes 695 amino acids. The transcript has 9 exons. The record is from RefSeq and is a predicted model, not a curated record. Gene Ontology annotation, molecular function: metal ion binding; RNA binding.
CGUGGAGAGAGAGUCGAAGAAAACAACCCCUUUUCAAAGGGUGGUUCAGUAGUGAGUGAGAGACUCUGCUUCAAGCACCAUGGAUACAAUCGAAGCUACUAAAAUGGUGAUGUCAAGGAUCCAGAACAUAGAUCCAGAAAACGCUUCCAAAAUCAUGGGUUAUAUACUCAUACAAGACCAAGGUGAGAAUGAGAUGAUAAGGUUAGCUUUUGGCCCUGAAAAUCUUCUUGCUUCUGUUAUAAAACAAGCCAAAGCUUUUUUAGACAUUUCGUCAAACACUUCGUCUGCACCGUCGUCUCCGUCGCCUUUUGGUCACCAAAGAUCCCCUAGAAUCAUCAUCCCAAAUAAUGGGUUUCAUCACAUGAACCCCCCGCCUCCUCUUUCCCCUCAUUCGCCUUGGUCGUCAUCUGGCUCUUUCCCGGAUCGUCGAAGCAGUCCGCGUGCAGCUUCAUACGCCUCCGUGGUUAACGGCGGCGGCUCCUCUGGUUCAUUUUACAACAAUUUUGGUGAUGUCACAGAGGAUUAUAGUAGUAAUAGCGGGCUACAAGUUGUUACGGAUCAGCUUUCGUUUCUUGACAACUCUAAAAAUGUCGACUUCAUGGACCCGAUUAUGAGUCCUGGUGGGCGGAGUGACUCGAUUCUGUUCCCGUACCCGAAUAGCAGUACCGAUUGGGCUGCAGAUGCAGGUAAUUGUGGAGAUGCACACCACCAUUUGCACAGGAGAAGUUGCUCGGUAAAUGAUAUGUUUCUUGGCGGUGGUGGUGGAAGUGAUGAUGUAGGUAGUGGAUUAGGAGGUUGGAGGCCUUGCAUGUAUUUUGCUCGAGGGUUUUGCAAAAAUGGCACUUCUUGCAAGUUUGCUCAUGGAAAUGGGGGUUUUGGAGAUGAAAUGUGUUUGGGUUCAUCAUCACCUACUGCAGUUGUUGGGUCUCCUACAGGAAAUAUUGAUAAGAUUGAAGAGUUCCUGAGGAUUAAAGCAAUUCAGCAGCAGCAGAGAAUUGCAGCCAUGGCUGCAGGAGGAGCUCAUCCUUUCCCUUUCAGCAGAUGCAUGAACUUUCUCAAUGAGAGUCCUAGAUCACCAUCAGCAGCAUUGAUGAUGGGGGAAGACUUUCACAAGUUUGGUCGAUUUCGACCGGAUAGGCAUGAUCUUGCUGCAAUGGGGUUGGGAAAUUCAAGUUCAAGUUCACGACAAAUUUACUUGACAUUUCCAGCUGAUAGUACUUUUAAGGAAGAAGACGUUUCUAAUUACUUUAGUAUCUUUGGACCAGUUCAAGAUGUGAGGAUUCCAUACCAACAGAAGCGGAUGUUUGGGUUUGUUACAUUUGUUCUCCCAGACACUGUGAAGGCUAUUUUGGCCAAAGGGAACCCUCACUUUGUAUGUGAUUCACGUGUUCUUGUUAAGCCCUACAAGGAGAAGGGAAAAAUCCCAGACAAGAAGCAUCAGCAGCAAAUUGAGAGAGGGGAUUUUUCUGGUUGUUUGAGUCCGUCUGUGCUUGAAUCUGCUGAGCCAUUUGAUCAUAUACCCUUUGGUGCAAGGAUGUUUAAUCAUGAGAUGAUGUUGAGAAGAAAACUAGAGGGGCGGGCUGAAUUGCAACAGGCAAUUGAUCUCCAGGACAGGAAGUUGAUGAAUAUGCAGUUAACCGAUCUCAAUAACCAUCAGCUUCAUCAUAACUUAGCCCCUGUUUCUUCACCAACUCUUUGUCAUGCUCAAACCAACCAAAGUCUCCUGCUUUCAUCAGAUGGCAACAAUGAAAAUGUUGUUUCUGGAGAUGUUAAUGGCAGUGGCACCCAAGGUAGUACUAUGGAUCCUAUAACCAAUGCCUCUGAUCUCAAAAUGCCACUAGAAGUAAAUGAUGAUGAUGGGAACAAUAGUGGCAAUAGCAGUGAGAAGGAGGAGAACUCCAAUCUUAGUGAAAUUUAUAACCAUGAAAGCUUUGAGCACAUCCUUCCAGAUAACUUGUUUGCUUCACCUACAAAGACGACCGCCACAGACCACCAGUCCAUCUUCUCUAUGCCAGAAGCCGAUGGUGGUGUUUCCGCACCAUCCUCUUCCUCUGACACUACACCGGUGCUACCUGCCAAUUCAGCCGCUCUUAACAUGGCUUCUCUCAAAUCAUGUUACUUUCAAAUGCCAAGGUCUUUUUGUGGGCAAGAAGCCAUUGAAAUGUAGGUGAUGUUAGAUUGUGCAAUGGUCAGAAUGGAGGGAUUUUAACAUAGCUUUGAAAGUUGAAGAGUAGGAGCAGAGAGAGAAAGAUCCUCUCAAGCUGUAUAGGUGAAAACACCACCAACAACAACAAAAAAAGAAAAGAUCUGUAAGGAAGAUCUCAAGAUUACUGUCAUCUUCGUUAUCCCCCAUACUACUUACACCCAUACAUAAUAUGCAAUACAUAAAAAAAAGAAGAUUUUAUGGGAGUAGGGUAUAUUUCUUUGUGAACUUUGGUACCCUCCCUUUAGUUAUGUGCUGGAUCCCCCCCACCACCCACCACCUUCACAAAGACUCAAGCACCAUAGCAUAACAUUUGCAAAGUAAAAGCUAGUGGUUAGUAGCAGUAAUUACUUCUCUUUUUUGAGUUAUAUACUAGUAGUUGAAGCUAAUGUCAAUUUUACCCUCUAGUUCCUUUUGAGGUGAUAAAUAGCAUGUGAAUGGUUGAUGUACUUGCGUGUACAUAUGGAGUAGAGUAGAGUAGAUUGAGGGUAAGCAAGCAUGUCUAUUAAAAAGAUAUAUUGACCCCAAAAGGGUAAA